Molecule: messenger RNA, 1671 nt
Organism: Danaus chrysippus (African queen)
Lineage: Eukaryota; Metazoa; Arthropoda; Insecta; Lepidoptera; Nymphalidae
Source: the annotation of a GenBank genome assembly
AUGUAUCGAGUUAAGAUUUUUUGUUUAUUAUCAAUAUUAUUGAACCUUAUGACAAUAUCACAUGGAGAGUUAUUCACUGCUAUAUCGGAUGUUGAACCGCUAUUGGAAACACAUAAAAAGAUCAUCGAUGAUUUAGAAGAUUACAUAAAAAAGGAAGAGGACAGGUUGCAGGCGUUGAAAAGACACCUGGUUAUAUAUAGGCGGGAACAUGAGCAAGCUAUGGAAGACAUACCUAACUACCUUGGGAAUCCUAUAAACGCGUUUACUCUGAUAAAGAGAUUGACCAUAGAUUUGGACGACAUUGAGAAGAGUAUUGAAAUAGGCACUGAAUAUAUUAAAAACAUAACAAUUAUAAAUAAUCACGCGAACGUCAAAUAUCCAACUUUGGAGGAUUUAACGGGAGCUGCGCAGGCGCUGACGAGAUUGCAACAGACGUACAAACUAGAGGUCAAAGACCUGUCAGAGGGGAGACUUAAUGGAGUUGUUUACAGUACACCAAUGAGCGCCGGCGAUUGUUACGAGCUUGGUAAAGCUCUGUACAACGAAAAGGAUUAUGAGAAUGCGUUAGAUUGGAUGAAUGAGGCCCUGUACAAGUAUGUUGAUGAAGACCAACCCUACCCGUUCAGCGAGGCCGAUAUAUUGGAAUACAUAAGCUUCUCGCAUUAUUUAUUAGGUGAUCUUAAGAGCGCAAUAGAAUGGACUAAGAAUCUAUUGCUGAUUGAACCAAAACACAGCAGGGCUGCGGGCAAUCUGCCGCACUACCAGAAAGCGUUACAAGAGAAAGAAUUGAAGGCAAAGAAAAGGCGUAAAGGGGACACCGGUGAACCAGAUAUUGAAUACGAACCACAAGCUAAAGAGUCAAGAUCAAACUCAUACAGCGCAGAGAGACAGUCAUAUGAAGCGUUGUGCCGCGGAGAAAAGGAAUUACCGCCGGAAAUAACUAAAACUCUCACAUGCCGCUACAUGACAGAAAAUCACCCGUUCCUUAAACUAGCGCCCGUCAAAAUGGAGUACUUGUACAGGAAUCCAGAUAUUAUAGUAUUUAACGAUGUUCUGAGCGAAUAUGAAAUUGAUUAUAUAAAAAGACUAGCUCAACCAAGGUUCCGUCGUGCGACCGUACACGACCCGGCGACCGGCGAGCUAGUUCCCGCUCACUAUAGGAUCAGUAAGUCAGCUUGGCUCAAAGAUGAGGAAUCAGCGAUUGUAGCUCGAGUAUCACGACGAGUGGCUCAUAUAACAGGCCUUAGUAUGACAACCGCUGAAGAAUUACAAGUGGUUAACUACGGCAUUGGAGGACAUUAUGAUCCACACUUUGACUUCGCUAGGAAAGAAGAAAACGCAUUUGAGAAGUUCAAUGGCAACCGCAUAGCUACAGUUCUGUUUUACAUGUCAGACGUGGCUCAAGGCGGGGCGACCGUGUUCACAGAGCUCGGUCUGAGUGUGUUCCCGCGGCGAGGCUCUGCCGUCUUCUGGCUGAAUCUGCACCCGUCUGGCGAAGGAGACCUCGCCACACGACACGCAGCCUGCCCUGUACUGAGGGGUUCUAAAUGGGUUUGCAACAAGUGGAUACAUCAAGGCGGCCAAGAAUUAAUACGACCUUGCAAUCUAGAAUACCAAAAGGAAAGCAUCAUACGGCCGAUACCGCAACCAAUUGAAAAAUUCUUCAGAUAA